This is a messenger RNA of Candidula unifasciata, 1167 nucleotides long. Lineage: Eukaryota; Metazoa; Mollusca; Gastropoda; Stylommatophora; Geomitridae. The record is from the annotation of a GenBank genome assembly.
AUGGUGACCCUGGGGAUUCAGCUGGAUCAAGUAACAUCUGCUCCUCCACUGGAGGUACCCAAGCUUGCCUGCAACAUCGCAGAUGUCAGCGUGUCGCCAUGGCCGGAUAAAAGUUAUAAUAUAUCGCAGUUAAAAUGUGAAGAUAUUAUGGCUAAUAUGCCAGGGCCACCUCCUGAGUACGACAAUGUGUUGAGAUACACUGUUUCAAUGAUACUCAUCCUUGUACCCUUGUUGACUGUCUUUGGAAAUUGUGUUGUGAUUCUUGCAGUAAUUACCCACCGGAAACUGCGAACUCCCACCAAUGCCUUUGUUGUAUCGCUAGCGGUUGCAGACAUGUGUGUGGCCCUGUUUGUCAUGCCCUUUUCCAUCUACCAACAAUUUACCAACAAGGUUUGGCUUCUCGGAGAAGUCUUGUGUAAACUCUCUUCCAGUCUGGACGUCAUGAUGUGCACUGUAUCCAUCUUCCACCUCUCCUGCCUGGCCAUCGACCGAUACCUGGCCAUCUGCCGUCCAUUUCUUCACGAGCGUCUCACUUUCAGGUGGGUAGGCGUCAUGCUUGCCCUCUGCUGGCUAACGCCCAUUUUUAUUUCAUUUAUCCCGAUCUUUAACGAGUGGAACCACAUUGGGAUUGAAGACAUCAUCACCUGCGCUUUCCCAGCUGAUGAUAACGCCUGCGCGUUUAUUGUCAACAUCCCUUUUGCCAUCAUCGGUUCUCUUAUUGCCUUCUACAUCCCUGUAGCCUUUAUGGCUGUGUGCAAUGUGAAGAUCUACAUGGCUGCCAUAAAGCAAGCACAUCAGAUUCGAACCCUGGAGGCUGCGGGGAAUCACUACCAUUUCAGCCAUUGUAAGAGAAAAAGCAAGUUUAAACAAGAAUCCAAAGCUGCAAAAACUCUGGGAAUCAUAAUGGGCUGUUUUUCUGUCUGCUGGUUUCCCUUUUUCAUCAUGAAUGUUAUUGAUCCACUAAUCGGAUAUUCGAUUGCAUACAUCCCCUGGCAGAUUGCCUUGUGGCUUGGCUACAUCAAUUCUCUGAUGAACCCUCUGCUGUACUACUACUUCAACAGAAACUUUUACAAUGCAUUCCGCCGCUUGCUCUCGUGUAAAGUGUGUAAGGGAGUUCGCGACUAUGAAGAGGACGCUCUGACCACAACAACGCAGAUGUCGGAAUGA